Molecule: messenger RNA, 886 nt
Organism: Aureobasidium subglaciale EXF-2481
Lineage: Eukaryota; Fungi; Ascomycota; Dothideomycetes; Dothideales; Saccotheciaceae
Exons: 1
Coding region: 152-718 (188 amino acids)
Source: RefSeq, a predicted model, not a curated record
CUAGAAGACAUUCUGGUCAAGCACAGGAACGCAGUAGACGAACAAACCCUAGAAAUCAGGACUACCAUCGCUGAGAGCUUACAGAAGGAGUCUAGCAGCAUGGGUAUGGUGUGUAAGCUUCCCUGCUUCCGCUAAGGGCUGCAAAAGGUGUAUGAGCGGCAGGGAGUUAGUCACUGGGCGCGUUGUGCUUGUGGAUAUGGUUGACUUCGUACUUGUCUACGAGAUCGAAACCAUCAGGCGACAGGCCUCAGAACAGAAAGAUCACUGCUGCGAUCUUGCAGAACUUCUCGAGCCAAAGGACGACAGUUGUAAGACUAUUUUGUUUGCAGCUUUUCUUUGUGUACAUCAUAAUUAUUCCUGUUCUCACUUUUCGUUCAAUUACUCUGUCUCCCAAAUGGUGACGCGUAACUCCAUGGAUCUCUGUUGCAUAUAUAUCAGAUCAGAGCGUACGCACAGCAACAGGCGUGCAAUCGUCCAAUCUAAUCAGUAUCACACUUCCGAAACAUUCGACCUGACUCAUCUUCGAAGAUGCCGCAUGAGGGAGACGAUGCUCCCGAAUUCUCCAGUCUCUGGUUGCGGAGGUAACUGGAUCUUUUCGUGUUUCGUGUUUUCUUAUAUAUGUCAACAAAGCAUGACACGUCUUUCUGAUCAACCCUCCUCUCGCCAAGUCAACAACCAAAACCACGUCAACAGCCAAAACGCCUUUGCUGUCAUUUGAGACUGCCAGAGCAAUUCAUCAAGAUAAAUAUCAUAAAUCCUACAGCUUCUCGCGGUGGCACGAGUCCCAUCACUAUCAAAAAUCGCAAGCACAGCCAGAAUGGCGGCUGUGCCAAACACUCGACAUGCCAGUGUAAGUGACUCUGACGCAAAUUCACUCGUCUGAUCU